Messenger RNA from Silurus meridionalis, 1933 nucleotides. RefSeq names its product N-myristoyltransferase 1b (gene nmt1b). The coding region runs from base 45 to 1439 and encodes 464 amino acids. The transcript has 12 exons. Gene Ontology annotation, cellular component: cytoplasm. Gene Ontology annotation, molecular function: glycylpeptide N-tetradecanoyltransferase activity. Gene Ontology annotation, biological process: N-terminal peptidyl-glycine N-myristoylation. The record is from RefSeq and is a predicted model, not a curated record. NCBI's taxonomy places the organism in Eukaryota, Metazoa, Chordata, Actinopteri, Siluriformes, Siluridae.
UAGACACAGAGACAAAAAAAGGAGUCAACAUUGGGGGCGAUUCGAUGCCUGAAAAUAUGCAUAUGUCCGAGGACAAAAGCCUUGAGAAAACUUCUGAGGGUGAUGUCGCUGGGAAAAAGAAAAAGAAAUCAAAGAAGGACAAGGGUCAAACAUGGGCAAAGGAAGGACAACCAGAUCCCUUUGAAGUGUUGGACGCCUUACCUGAAGAGAAGCAGCAGGAGAUCCAGAGAGCACUGCACCUCUUCUCUUUAGGCCAGGGCCCACCCAAGAGCCUAAAAGAUGCCCACAAGCACAACUUCUGCUUCUGGAACAGCCAGCCAGUUAUGAAGAUAGGAGAAGAGGUGACGUCACAUGGACCCAUACAGACAGAGAAGCCGAAUAUUCGACAAACCUGCUAUUCUCUUCCUGAAGGCUUCUGCUGGGACAAAUUGGAUCUAAAAAACUCCGAACAGCUGGGGGAGCUGUGCACAUUGCUUAAUGAAAACUACACAGAAGGAGACGACAACACAGUUCGUUUCUACUACUCUCCUGAGUUCCUGUUAUGGGCCCUGUGUCCCCCUGGUUGGCAUCCUGAGUGGCAUUGUGGAGUGCGGGUGAACUCUAACAGGAAACUAGUGGGCUUCGUUAGUGCUGUCCCUGCCACCUUUAAAAUAUAUGACACAGAAAAGAAAAUGGUGGAGGUAAACUUCUUGUGUGUGCAUAAAAAGCUUCGCUCCAAGCGUAUGGCUCCAGUUCUUAUCCGUGAGAUAACAAGGCGGGUCCAGCAGCAGGGUUUCUACCAGGCCAUCUACAGUGCUGCUGUUGUACUUCCAACUCCUGUGACAACUUGCAGGUACUGGUAUCGAUCCUUGAACCCACGCAAGUUGAUUGAGAUAAAUUUCUCAUCUCUCCCACGCAACAUGACCCUACAGCGUGCACUCAAGCUGUACCGAUUGCCAGAGAUAAGCAAAACUGCUGGUCUACGCCUAAUGACCUUGGCUGACGUACCCAAAGUGCAAGACCUUCUGAGAGACUAUCUCAAAGACUUUUAUCUUCUCCCCAUAUUAAACAAGGAAGAGACUCAACACUGGCUCCUGCCCAGAGAUGGAAUCAUUGAUACGUAUGUAGUUGAGGAUUUAGGUGGUGAAGUAACUGAUUUGGUUAGUUUUUAUACCUUGACCUCCACUGUUUUGAAUCAUCAUACCCAUCACAGCCUGAAGGCAGCAUACUCUCUAUAUACGGUCACUACUGCUACCCCACUACAGCAGCUCAUCGAGGAUGUCCUCAUCAUAGCAAAAGCAAGAGGAUAUGAUGUGUUUAUGGCCCUGGAUGUUAUGAGAAAUAAAGCAUUUCUGGAACCUUUGAAGUUUACACAAGGAGACAACACCAUGCAUUACUACCUUUACAACUGGACCUGCCCUACCAUAACCCCAGACAAGGUCGGCACGGUGCUCAAGUAAUAUCCGCAGGAGUUUUCAGAGGAGAGGAGAUGCUGCUGCUGGCUGUUCUUGUUUCUGUAAUGUUUAAUAAACUGAUCAGCUCAAAUGAUAUCAAGAUACAUAUAAGCAGCUCAAGAACACACCAGAGUAGCAGCGUCAAUGAGAGUGGUUGAAAAUUAUAAGAUUACAUAUUUUGUUAACGGUUGUUAACAUAUGAACCAUAAAAUACAAAUGAUAUCUAUUACAAUAGUUUGAUUUGAAAUAUCAAGUUAACAAGAAGCUAAUGAAAAUAUGCUUACCAUUGUAUAAAUUCAUAACAAUCAUUUUUGUGAAUAGAGACACACAUGGACAGAAAUAAUGUAGGAUAAUUUUCACCCUAAUGAUCAAAUCGAUAAUUAGAAGAAAAUAAAGAUGUUCUAGUUACAUACGCACCCUUUAAAUGUUUUAUAGCAGUAUUUAAUUGUGAAUGAGUUUCUAUUUCUUUUUGAACAAUAAAAUAAAUUUAUAAACAAAUA